AUGACGGAUACCACUGACGAUAUCGCCGAGGAAAUCUCCUUCCAGAGCUUCGACGAUGACUGUAAAUUGCUUGGCAACCUUCUCGCUGAUGUCCUGCAGCGCGAAGUUGGGAGCCAGUCUAUGGAAAAACUUGAACGAACUCGAGUCCUCGCUCAGAGCGCUUGCAACAUGAGGAUGGCGGGCAUCGAGGAUACGGCAGACAUGCUCGAGAAGCAGCUGGCGUCGGAGAUAUCGAAAAUGACUUUAGAGGAAGCCCUCACUCUAGCUCGUGCAUUCAGCCAUUCUCUCAACCUGAUGGGGAUUGCAGAAACCCACCACAGGGUUCGUAAGUCGAGAAAUAUGGCAUCUCUAUCAAGAUCUUGCGAUGAUGUUUUUAAUCAGUUAGUGCAGGGUGGAGUUUCUCCUGAAGAACUUUACGACAGCGUUUGCAAGCAGGAGGUUGAAAUUGUUCUUACAGCACAUCCAACUCAAAUAAAUCGUCGUACUUUGCAGUACAAACAUCUCCGCAUUGCUCGUCUAUUGGACUAUAAUGACCGACCUGAUCUUAGUCCUGAAGAUCGAGAAAUGCUAAUCGAUGAUCUGGUAAGAGAGAUAACUUCAAUAUGGCAGACAGAUGAACUUAGACGCCACAAGCCCACACCAGUUGAUGAAGCUAGGGCUGGUUUAAACAUUGUGGAACAGUCCCUGUGGAAAGCCGUCCCUUACUAUUUACGUCGACUCAGCAAUGCUUUAAAGAAGCACACUGGAAAGUCACUUCCUUUGACUUGCACACCAAUCAAAUUUGGGUCUUGGAUGGGAGGCGACAGGGAUGGAAAUCCAAAUGUCACAGCAAAAGUCACAAGAGAUGUCUCUCUUUUGUCUAGGUGGAUGGCUAUCGAUCUCUACAUUCGAGAGCUUGAUAGCUUGCAAUUUGAACUUUCCAUGAACCGAUGCAGUGAUAGAUUAUACAGACUGGCAGAUGAAAUUCUCGAAAAAGAAGCUGUAUCUGAAGACCGACGUGAUACAUGGAAUCAAUCUUCGCUCAAAAUUGAAUCGAAGAAUCAGAGCCAUCAAGCUGCUGCACUUCCAAGACAACUUCCACAUAGGGCUGAUCUACCUUCAUGCACGGACUGCAAUGAUGGUGAAUCCAGAUAUUCUAGAGUAGAAUUUCCCAGGACUGAUCAUACAUCAUCAAAUAAUCAGGAGACCUCUGAUCCAGAUACACGUCCAUCUUUAUCGAAUGGAGGUUCACCUACUGCAAGUGCACCUCGUUCUGCAUCUUUCAACUCUAGUCAACUCCUUGCUCAGAGGAAACUGUUUGCAGAAUCUCAGAUGGGGAGGUCCAGUUUUCAGAAGCUUUUAGAACCCAGGCUCCCUCCACGUCCUGGACUUGCACCCUACCGUGUUGUGCUUGGUAGUGUAAAAGACAAGCUUGUGAAAACACGAAGAAGGCAGGAGUUACUUCUCGAGGAUCUUCCUUGUGAACAAGAUCCUUCAGAUUACUAUGAGACUGCAGAUCAACUCUUGGAGCCGCUGCUUCUAUGCUAUGAGUCUCUGCAAUCAUGUGGAUCUGUGGUGCUUGCUGAUGGUCGGUUAGUUGAUCUGAUUAGAAGAGUUGCUACAUUUGGUAUGGUAUUAAUGAAGCUGGAUUUACGUCAGGAAUCUGGUAGACAUGCGGAAACUCUGGACGCCAUUACAGAGUACCUGGACAUGGGUACAUUUAGUGACUGGGAUGAAGAAAGGAAGUUGGAAUUUCUAACAAGAGAGCUAAAGGGGAAGCGACCACUGGUUCCUCCAACAAUUGAGGUUGCUUCUGAUGUUAAAGAGGUUUUGAACACCUUCCGUGUUGCUGCUGAGCUGGGGAGUGAAUCACUUGGUGCCUACGUGAUCUCUAUGGCCUCCAAUGCAAGUGACGUACUCGCAGUGGAACUUCUGCAGAAAGAUGCACGACUUGCUGUUAGUGGAGAGCUAGGACGGCCAUGUCCUGGUGGAACGUUGCGUGUGGUUCCUCUGUUUGAAACCGUGGACGACUUGAGGAAAGCAGGAUCAUCGAUAAGGAAACUAUUAUCUAUUGAUUGGUAUCGAGAACACAUCAUAAAGAACCAUAAUGGGCUCCAAGAGGUGAUGGUGGGUUAUUCUGAUUCUGGCAAAGAUGCUGGGCGCUUCACUGCUGCAUGGGAACUUUACAAAGCUCAAGAAGAUGUUGUGGCUGCAUGCAACGAGUAUGGUAUCAAAAUUACCCUGUUUCAUGGGCGUGGAGGGAGCAUUGGCCGUGGGGGUGGACCUACAUAUCUGGCCAUUCAAUCCCAGCCUCCAGGUUCGGUAAUGGGUACUCUACGAUCAACCGAGCAAGGGGAAAUGGUGCAGGCCAAGUUUGGAUUGCCUCAAACUGCUGUUAGACAGCUAGAAAUAUACACAACGGCUGUACUCCUUUCGACCCUACGUCCACCUCUUCCACCUCGAGAAACAAAAUGGCGUAAUCUCAUGGAGGAGAUCUCGAAAAUCAGCUGCGAGAACUACAGGAGCAUGGUAUAUGAAAAUCCAGAAUUCCUUGCUUACUUCCACGAGGCCACUCCUCAGGCAGAGCUUGGCUUCCUUAACAUUGGAAGCCGCCCAACAAGGAGAAAAACCUCCGUCGGGAUCGGACAUCUUCGAGCCAUACCAUGGGUUUUCGCUUGGACACAAACUAGAUCUGUUCUUCCAGCUUGGCUUGGGGUUGGGGCAGGUUUAAAAGGUGUAUGUGAAAAGGGUCACACCCAAGACUUGGAAUCAAUGUACCAAGAAUGGCCUUUCUUCCAGAGUACCCUAGACCUUAUAGAGAUGGUUUUAGGCAAAGCUGAUACUCAUAUUGCAAAGCAUUAUGAUGAAGUCCUCGUCUCCGAGAAUCGGCGCGAACUCGGAUCUGUACUGAGGAAGAAACUGGAAGAGACUGAGAAAUAUGUUCUGAUAGUUAGCAGGCACGGGAAACUAUCCGAGAACAAUCGGAGUUUGAGGAGGCUGAUCGAGAGCAGACUCCAUUAUCUGAAUCCUCUGAACCUGCUUCAAGUGGAGGUAUUAAAGAGGCUGAGAUGUGAUUCAGACAACAAAAAACUCAGAGAUGCAUUACUUAUUACAAUCAAUGGGAUCGCAGCAGGAAUGAGGAACACAGGUUAAGUUGAAUUCAUCAUUAAGACAAUGCUUUGCUUGUUGCUAAGAGGCUUUAGAAUAAGAGUCGUAUUUAUUUGGAUGUAGGGUUGUGCUAAAAAUUUGUGCAAGAAAAUGGUUGCUAUAUCAUAGUUCCAGGAUUGUAUUGGAUUUAAUUAAAUAACUUGGAACAUAUUUUUAUGCAAAUUCCAAGUCAAUUAUGUCCAUAA
Messenger RNA from Momordica charantia (bitter melon), 3332 nucleotides. RefSeq names its product phosphoenolpyruvate carboxylase 4 (gene PPC4). NCBI's taxonomy places the organism in Eukaryota, Viridiplantae, Streptophyta, Magnoliopsida, Cucurbitales, Cucurbitaceae. Gene Ontology annotation, cellular component: cytosol. The record is from RefSeq and is a predicted model, not a curated record. Gene Ontology annotation, biological process: carbon fixation; tricarboxylic acid cycle. Gene Ontology annotation, molecular function: phosphoenolpyruvate carboxylase activity.